Molecule: messenger RNA, 1308 nt
Organism: Pseudoliparis swirei
Lineage: Eukaryota; Metazoa; Chordata; Actinopteri; Perciformes; Liparidae
Product: Rieske domain-containing protein-like
Exons: 4
Coding region: 236-838 (200 amino acids)
Molecular function (GO): 2 iron, 2 sulfur cluster binding
Source: RefSeq, a predicted model, not a curated record
CAACAUUAGCUCUGCUUUUGCUUGACACAUGGCUCCCUUGAAAUGCUGACUACGUUUGGUUUGCAUUGUGUACCUUGAUAUACGUUCAAAUAAACGAAUCCAUCAGGAUCCAGGCUGCCAGACCCACCCAGCGAGGAGGGCUGCCACAGCAACCAACUGUGACUGCAGACAGUCGAGGUGUCAGAGAUGUAAACUGGAAAAUGUACACGGACACCUGCUGUAAGAAUUGAUCAGCAUGUCUUCUGAGGAGGAGACUUCUGAGAAGUCCUCUUCCUUUACUCUCCCUCCCUCUUCCUCUUCCUCUGCCUCCACCUCCUCACCUCCACCUGCCUCCCACUUCAUCGGGAAGAAAGAGGACAUUGUCAAGGCCGGGCGUGUGACCAAGAUAGUGAAUGGAUGCAGAGAUAUACUGGUUCUGUACCACCAGGGGAAGUUUCACGCAAUGGACCCACGCUGCUACCAUUCAGGUGGUGCAUUACAGCAUGGAGACAUUGAGACUUCCUCUAUAGCUGCGACUCUAAUCACCUUCAUGCUGUGCCAACAUCAGGAGUUUAAUGGGCGGCUGUGUAUCGUGUGUCCGUGGCACAAGUACAAGAUCACACUUGCAGAAGGGGAAGGGCUUUACCAAGCUGUGGAAGAUCCUUCAGCCAAACCCCUGAAAACACACUGGCGCUCCAAGGGGGUGAAACAGAGGAUUCACAAGGUCACGGAGGUCAACGGGAAUGUAUACGUAACACUGAACGCCUCUCAGGAGGCCAUUGAGUCAGAUGUUUACCGGACUGAGAGAUAUAGUACUGACUUACACAAGCUCCAGCCCAAACAUAAGGCAAAUAAAUAACAUUUAAGGAUUGUUUUAGAGGUGAUUAAUUACUACUGAAAUGCUUAAAGGACAAUGUAAGACAUUUCUUUGUAUUUCAUUGGAAAGCUUUUCCAACCUUUAAAUCUGUUUGUCACAAUAAUUAUUAUUAAAAAACUGUUACUAAAUGUGUGAGCCAAUAAGCUACAAUACGACAAAGAUAAAUAUCUGAAAAUAAUAUAUAAUGUAGUAAGAUGAAUAUAGGACAUUCAAGGACACACAGUUGCAAUUGGAUAUCUUUCGUGUUGCGUGAUGUUCACUGUUCAGUACUGUGCUCCUGCUGGGAUGGACACCAACAAACAGGGCAUUACUGAAGACAUUGAACAAAUAUGAUUUAGAAAUGUCUAUUUUCUGCAGGAACUUACGACUGGUUUAUUCUAAGUGGUUUUGCAGUUCUUUGACACUGAAGUUAGUUUACUAGAGAAUUGUAGUUAUUAAAUGGUACAAAGAAA